GAAUAGAUUCAAAUUUGAUUCUGCCACCGAUUGGCGGCAGAACUCACAUAGCGGCUAAUUUAGUUCACCUACAACGAACCCGUCGAAUGUAGUCGAAUCGGAGAGUUAAGAACUACAAUAUCGUUGUUCAAUUUGGUGUUUGUGUCUAUCCGUUGUGUGAACUUUAUUGAGACUCCCUGAGACGUGCCAUUUGAAAGCUGUGCAGAAUGUCCAGUUUACGGCCCUCAAAGGCUUCGGCUGGAAAUAGUAUGGUACCAACGGCUCGCGUUUCGGCAACGGUAGAAACGGAACGCUACUUGGAUCUAACUAAACAAACGGAACAAGGAUCCACACAGCUCGGUUCUGGAUCAAAGUUGAAGCGACCUCUCAGCCAAUCAAAUCUAAAUGUCGCCACUACAGAUACAAAAAAGAUCCGGUCAGAGGUCACCAAACCGGUGGUGUCAUCGCUGGGGGCCAAUAGAACGACCCCUAAACGCGCACCCGCAACCGGACGUAACUUCGGAACAGGCGCAGCCGGACGCACAACACCAGGAGGUCGUACUACGCCAGGAGUCCGAGCAGGAGCUGGAACGGGCUUAACGCGAUCGGCAUCAGCUUCGUCAGUAGGCUCCAGAGCGAUAACUGGUGCUCGAACCGGACUCGCUGGCAGGACCACAACAAACGGCCGAGCUCCGCAAUGGUCACAAAAAGAGAUUUGCGAGAAGUUGGUUGCUCUCGAAAAGCAGAUGGCUGAAAAUACUCAGGCGGCUAAAGAACAAGCGGAUCAGUUGAUACAAGAGAAACAGGAAUUAACUGCCGAAACAACUCGUUAUAGGGAAGAUCUACAGGAACGUAUCGAGGAGAUUGGGAGCUUGAAGCGUGACAAGAUGACCUUAAGCGGUCAACUUGAAGAUCUGCAAUCGGAGGUCGGCCGACUCAAAAGUCGUCUUGAAUCAAAGGCUAUCGAGCUCGAAACACUUGAGAAAAGCUAUCAGAUCUUAGAUCGAGAGCACCGUUCUUUUAAACGCGAUAUGGACAUAAAGGAAGCGGAAAAUAAGCGGCUUGACGAUCUGCUCGAAAACGAACGCAAUGAGACAAGGCGCCUAACUUCGGAAAUUGAAGAAGCGAAUCGCGAACGGGAUGCAGCUAAGGCACGGAUGCGCGAAAACGAGAGUCGUCUACGCUACAUUCAUAAUCAAAUGCUCGAGUUGAAAGGUAACAUCCGGGUGUUUGCGAGAGUACGGCCCAUCUGCGAAGAGGAGGGCGACUCUGCCGUGACCACUGCCCCUGAAGAGACUCUAACGGUCGCAAAGCCAAAUACGAAACCUGGUGGUAAACCGAUUCCUGUACUGUUCCAGUUUGAUCGUGUGCUCGGCGCCGACGUCACGCAGCUUGACGUCUUUGAAGAGGUUGAACAACUUGUGAUCUCAGCGCUAGAUGGUUACAACGUGUGCAUUUUCGCGUACGGCCAGACCGGCUCCGGAAAAACGUAUACGAUGGAAGGCCCGCCAGGGCUCGAAUUUGAAGAUGAUUCCCAGGAGCGGCAUUUCGGCAUUAUUCCACGCUCGCUGCAUCGUGUCUUUCAGCUGACUGAAGAACGUUGCGAGUUUGGCUGGGAAUAUACACUCGAAGCAUCGUUCCUUGAGAUCUAUAACGAAACCAUUCAGGAUCUGCUAGACAAGAACAAAUCGAAAGAGUGCAAUAUCCGUCAGACCACCGAUCCAAGGAAGGGUGAAGUGGUAUUCGUCGAGAACCUUGUCUCCAUUUCAGUGAAGUCGGUGCGACAGAUCGCCCAGCUUAUGGAGAAGGCCCGGAAGAACCGUUCAGUAGCAGCGACAAAGUGCAAUGAGCGUUCAUCCCGUUCCCAUUGCGUCUUUCAAUUGCGUAUUACCGCUCGAAAUUCGAUCAACGAGGUGCACCGUGAAAGUACGUUAAAUCUCGUCGAUUUGGCGGGAUCAGAGAGGGUAAAGGAGUCGGGCGCCGAGGGUGCACGCUUCACAGAGACAAAAAAUAUCAAUUCGUCGUUGACGCAACUAUCGACCGUUAUGAUGAGCCUUGGGAAUAAAGCGGCGCAUGUUCCGUAUCGUAACUCAAAGCUUACUCAUCUUCUUUCCACGUCGUUGGGCGGAAAUUCGAAGACGCUCAUGUUCGUCAACGUAUCGCCAGCUACCGCUCACGUCAAUGAGACUCUUAAUUCGUUGAAGUUUGCCCAGAAAGUCAAUGAGGUACACAUUGGUCCCGCCUCGAAGAACAAUAAAGCGUAAUCAACCAAUAACCUCAUGGGCUUUUGUAUUUUGUUGCUGAGGAAACACCGAUUAAGACUAAGGCAAAAAUGAACGCAGUAUUCUCCAUCUUUGCCGUUGUUAUAUGACGAUGUGUGAAGGGUUGAAAAGCUACCGAUUCUUCCGCAGCAAACUUAGACCGGACACCGUCGGUCCAUCUUUGGUAUCGGACUGAGGCAAAUAGAAAUCCAGGACAAGACGAUACAACAUUGCCAGGGAUUGUAUAUAUUUGUAAUACGCAUAUCAUAUUUGUAAUGGGAACGUCUAUUCUACGUCGUAUACUGACGGGCCCAUAUAUGUACAUGUUUAUUGUGCUCAUGUGCUCAUGUUUGUUUUAUUUACUAUUUCUACGUAAUGUGGGAGCACGUUGACGACAUUGCAGGACAACACAGAAAUAAGGUGAAAAUAUAUCUAUUUCGUUGAAAAAGAAGAAAAUAGACCAGCUAAUUGUCAUUGUUUUAUUUAUUAUGCGCCAUGGAUUGUUGUUACAUAAAUUAUCUACAGGGAACCAUUUCACAGAGAACCUUACAGGAUCAUAGGAUCAUCACGACGAUACUCGUUGUGAUUGUAUUGUAUGCAGGAGUUAGCAUUGAGUAAAACCUAUAGUAAUUAAUUUUGCUUUUAGUUAUAACGCAUGCUACCACGGCGGUGAAUUUGCGUGCUACGUAAUAGGUGCGAUUAGGCGUAUCAUAUGAAUUGAGGCCAUUAAUUUAGGUAGUUUUAACGUAUUUGAAUAAAUAUGGCAAUAUGCCGUAUCGUAAUGUAUAACGUAAUCCUGUUUUCUUCGAAUUUGUUCGGAUAAAGAUGAACCGAUGCAAUCUGCAUUUGGAUUUCAAUUACGCGUUUAAUGGAGUACGAUAACGCUCGAAUUGGUUUAUAUAGCUUUAAAGGAAACUACUAAUAAGCGUCUAAAAAAGAUUAGGUUUUAUUUGUCAUGGUUAUCCACUGGAACCACCUAAGUGCAAAGCUGUGUCGUACGAUCGUUCUCAGUAUAAAUGCAACUGUUUCUCUUGGGAUUAAUUCCGUAUGAAAAUAACGGAUUCUCGCUCCCUGACUAUGUUUUUCUUAUUCGCCAUAGAAACAGCAUUUCGUCAUUUUUGCAUUUCAACCCAACGAGAGUCGAGCACUAUAUUUGUCCCGCUUUACUUUAUACAUAUCGAUACUUUGUGGCUUACUUAUUGGCUUGGUUUAUUUCUGUACUUAUUUAUUAUUUGGCAAUACCUAGCUGAACUUCUGAAAGUUCGUGAAAGAAGUCUCAUCCAAGUUUACGAAUUUAUUCAAUAUUGACAUCACGUACCGGCUUCGAUCACGCAAUCUUUAUUUAAAGCAAUAAAGAUUAAAACGAAUUAAUGAUUAGCAUUUCUAUUUAACAAUCAGCAUUAGACUAUCGUCAGAGCAAUAUGAACUAAUUAAUUUGAAGAAGGCAAUUGAAGGAGCGUCAGGAAUCGUUUUUGUCUUGAUUGCAUUGAUUCAUAUCUCAAGUCCUUAAAAUGAAGUCUUGCUUUGUUAUGGCUCUAGAAACGUCAUGUAUAACGCGUAUGCAUCAACGUACGCGUAGAGUUAAGGCCGAAUUAUUCACCUGUAUGAUGCAACAGCUGUACAGAAAUUGCUACUGUUUUCUACUUUAACCCCCGAAACGGUGUGAUUGCAUACUCGCAAACAGUUAUACAUCAUUGCAAAAAGAAGCUUUAGCGAAUUGGUCACGAAUAUUGGCCGCGGAAAGCGGAAGCUUUCUUAUACAUCAAAAAUUAAUGUAGAGAGCAAAGCUUUAUCGCGCGAUUGACAUGCAUACAUGAAAGCUAAGGAAAGCCGGUAAACAACGAUGUUCAUUUCGAUA
Molecule: messenger RNA, 4098 nt
Organism: Varroa destructor (honeybee mite)
Lineage: Eukaryota; Metazoa; Arthropoda; Arachnida; Mesostigmata; Varroidae
Gene: ncd
Product: non-claret disjunctional
Biological process (GO): microtubule-based movement
Molecular function (GO): microtubule motor activity; microtubule binding; ATP binding
Source: RefSeq, a predicted model, not a curated record